Ctenopharyngodon idella (grass carp) is the source of this 4908-nucleotide messenger RNA. It is a transcript of the gene nkain4, whose product is annotated as sodium/potassium transporting ATPase interacting 4. The transcript has 7 exons. The record is from RefSeq and is a predicted model, not a curated record. Lineage: Eukaryota; Metazoa; Chordata; Actinopteri; Cypriniformes; Xenocyprididae. Bases 268 to 894 code for a protein of 208 amino acids. Gene Ontology annotation, biological process: regulation of sodium ion transport.
UCUACCCCUUGUUCUUCAGCCUCUUUUUUCGCACUUCAGUCACUCACACCCGAGUCUCACACACUCCUGCCGCUACACUCGCGCGACACGCUGCCCGUGUUCAGCUAUCACACUUCCACUUGCGUUUCACUAAGCGCCGCGGGAAACAAUGGGAACGGAGCCGCUUUGUGUCGGACAGAGACUGACGCGCUUCUCUGUGUUUGUUUAGGACUUUCUGCUGAUAGACUCAUAGCUAUAUUCAGGAUCCCAUUAUCACGCUUUAACACAAUGGGCUGCUGCAGUGGACGGUGCACCCUUAUAUUUCUCUGCACGUUUCAGUUGAUGGUGGCAUUAGAGAGGCAGGUGUUUGAUUUCUUGGGCUAUCAGUGGGCUCCUAUCCUUGCUAACUUCUUCCACAUCCUGGUUGUCAUCCUGGGCCUGUUUGGCACCAUUCAGUACAGACCUCGCUACAUAGUGGUGUAUACGGUGUGGACAGCAUUGUGGGUGGCCUGGAACGUCUUUAUCAUCUGCUUCUACCUGGAGGUUGGAGGUCUGUCGAAGGACAGCGACCUCUUGACCUUUAACAUCUCGGCACACCACUCCUGGUGGAGCGAGCACGGGCCGGGAUGUAUCCGAAGAGAGAUCCCUGCCAGUGGAGAGCGCAGUGCGGAUACACAAUCCUAUAUAUCCAUCAUGGGCUGCCUGCUGGAGUACCAGUACAUAGAAGUCCUCCACAGUGGCUUCCAAAUCCUUAUCUCUCUGCUGGGUUUCAUCUACGCCUGCUACGUCAUCAGUGUCAUCACAGAGGAGGAGGACAGCUUUGAUUUUAUUGGUGGAUUUGACCCAUUCCCACUCUACCAUGUCAAUGAGAAACCAUCUCAUCUUCUGUUAAAGCCCGUGCAUCAGUCUUCGUAAAUGAAAGCGUGUCCUGAAGAGGAGCCGUUCUGCCCAUUCCUCCUCUCUGCCUCUCCUCUGUUUAAAACACCUGCCUAAUUCAUCCUAAAUCAGCCCAUUCUGGUUUGGAAGAAGUGUUGAAGAUUCACAGCUCUGGACAAAACACAGUCGCUCCAUCAGAUGCUCUGGAAAAUUGUUCCAGCCGCCUCAUUUAGGCGCUCUUACAAGUGGCUGUAAAGCAUAUCUAAACAAAAAGGUCCUGUAUUUUGACCGGUGUUGUGUGUGGUCCGUGCAUUGAGUUAUUUGGUGGGAGUUCAGAUGUUGAGGUUCACAGAGUUCCAGGUCUGUUUGUGUAUGUGAGGAGGGCCAUUGUGUGCUGCUGUUUACCUUCACACAGGAUUUGCACAGUAAAACAGAGGAGGGAGCCGAGAGGAGGACAGAGGGUGUGGCCGGAAAAUAUAAGACAAAGCGAGCUAAACUCCAGUGGUAGUCAAAAAUAGAAGCAAAGGAAGCAUAAAAUAUAAAUACAAGAAAGAAUUAGAGCUGUUCUGAAAGUUGUUUUAUGUCAUAGUGUGAUGUAUGAUUCUCAUGGUUCACUGUCAGAUUCAGUUUUAGUUUUUUGCUCUAGUUUUAUUCAAUGAUCCCAAAAUAACUGUAUUUAGACACUCAAAUCAUACUAAACAAUGUAUGAAUGUCAUGACAUUAGAUCAAAUAUAGGUUAUACACACUUCAGAGGGUUCAGAGGGAUUCUGUAUAGAACACCAGGGUUCUUGACUCAAUAUUAAACAACCCUUUAUGCCAGAGAGGUUCCAUAUCACUCUUAAAAAUAAAGGUUCUUUAUAGAACUUAAAAAAAAAAAAAAAAAAAAACUUUUCCAUUCCACAAAAAUGUUCCAGUGGCAUGAGCCUCAGUAACGCGGGUUACGUAAUCAGAUUACUUUUUUCAAGUAACUAGUAAAAUAACAUAUUACUUCUGAUUUUACUUUUUCAAAUAAGUAAUGCAAGGGAACGCGGUUUCACCUCCGUAACGCGGGUUAUGUAAUCGGAUUACUUUUUUCAAGUAACUAGUAAAGUAACACAUUACUUCUGAUUUUACUUUUUCAAGUAACACAAGGGAACGCGAUUUUGCCUCAGUAACGUGGAUUACAUAAUCAGACUACUUUUUUCAAAUAGUAAAGUAACACAUUACUUCUGAUUUACGUUUUCAAACAAGUAACGCAAGGGAAUGCGGUUUCGCCUCAGUAACACAGGUUACGUAAUCGGAUUACUUUUUUCAAGUAACUAGUAAAGUAACACAUUACUUUUGAGUUACUUUUUCAAACAAGUAAGGCAAAGGAACUCAAUUUCACCUCAGUAACGUGGGUUACGAAUCAGAUUACUUUUUUCAAGUAACUAGUAAAGUAACACAUUACUUCUGAGUUACUUUUUCAAAUAAGGCAAGGGAACGCGGUUUCGCCUCAGUAACGCGGGUUACGUAAUCAGAUUAUUUUUUUUGAAGUGACUAGUAAAGUAACAUUACUUUUUCAAAUAAAGCAAGGGAACGCAGUUUCGCCUCAGUAACGCGGGUUACGUAAUCAGAUUUUUUUUUUUCAAGUGACUAGUAAAGUAACAUUACUUUUUCAAAUAAGUAACGCAAGUUACUUUGUUUUCCCAUUUAUUGACUGACAGCUCUCCUGUCCCCAUGUUGAGAGAAAUCAGGAGUAAAUGUAUUCCUCAAAAUGAAUAAAAACAGUGAAAUGCAAACUAAGAAAUUUAUGCAAACCUUCAAUAAUUAAAUAUGUUAAAUAACACAAAUAUACUCUAUGUAUAUUUAUAAAUCUCACUUUAUUACCCAAUGUCUUUGCUGCUGACCAAUGAUCCAAUUCAACCAUACAAAUAAGCAAAAACGUUUGGUGUGAAAAGACCUUUACAUUUGCCAAAAAUAGAACUUUUUUUGUUAUUAAAAAACAAACAAGCAAGCCCAGCCCAUGAGAAAAAGUAACGCAAAAGUAACGUAAAACAUUACACAAAAAGUAACUAAUGCAAUUAGUUAUUUUUUAGGGAGAAAUGCAAUAUUGUAAUACAUUACUUGUAAAAGUAACUUCCCCCAACACUGAUGGCAUCAUUGUGAACAACACCUUCUGAAACCUUUUUUUUUUUUUUUUUUUUAAAGAGUGUAUAAGGAGAAAUAAAUGACUUCAUAAUACUUUCAUGUUUAAUGGGUUAUUUCAAUUUUUUUUUUUCUAGUGAUAAAGUAAGUUUUAGCUGUUUAAUUCAUACCGAGCUGUUUAGUUCAUAACAUUUAAUUGAAAUAAAAAAAUGUAUUAAAACAAAAUUAAUUAAAACUAAUCCCACAAAAUGAUCCAUGGUUAGAACCCGUAAGUGGUUCUAUAUAUGAAGCGACUGACAGAAUCAUUUAAGUUUCUAUAUAGAUCCUUUUCUUCUAAGUGUGAUUGAAAAUCACCUUGCUAAAGUGGUUCAUUUAUUUGCAGAUGCUUCUUGGUUUAAUAUUUUGUAUCUAAUGCAAUGGAAUUUGUGCAUUUUAAGUGUGACGUUCAAACAUUUUGGGGUCACUGUACAUGCCCGUCAGUAUUUUUUAAUGUUAAUAAUCAUCAUUUAUUGCACAAUGUAUUUGUAUAAUCAGCCUUUAGACCUAACAUCAAACUAGUCUGGGCAUCCUCCGAUAGUCAGUACAAUAUACUACAUAACCUCAUACUAUUGUUUUUCAUUAUUAUUAUAGGACUGGCUGGUAUUAUGAAACAGAUAGUGGUUCUUUCAUUUGAAUGGUGCUUGUAAUCAAAUAUCAGUUGUUUGUGAACAAAUCGUCAGCAUGUCUUUAUAUGAAUAUGACAACGGUUGAGUAGCUGUCAAUGUCUUUCACUGUAGAUGCAGAGCUACUGUAACUGUUUACUGGAAACAUAAACCUCAAAGCACAACUGACUGACCUGACAUGCAACGUUACAUGUAUCAUAGUGUGUAUGACAUGUUUUGAAGAGAGGGGCUGUGUAUUUCUUUCCAAAAUGAGAUGUUAAGGGCAAAAGUCAGUAUGAACAAGAUUUUCUAACUUUCAUAAUUACAUUGUUGAGUUGCUUGUAAUACCAGAUGUUUCAUAUCACGAGAUUUGUGUACUGUAUUGACAACAUUUUGGGUUCUUGUGGCCUGAUGGUAAAGGAACUGGGCGCAUCAUGCUCUUAAAGGAAUAGUUCACCAUUGCUCUUAACUGUAUGUCUUUAUUUUUCUCCUAGAGUGCAAAAGGAGAACUUUUGAAGAAUGCUCACGUUGCUCUUUUUCAUAUGAUUAAUAAGUUCCCCUAUUGGAAUCUGUAUUUUAGGCAUAGACUUGUGCUCUAUGUUCCAAGUUAUCUGAAGUCAUAUGACAAUUUUGUGCUUUUGUCGUAUGGAAAAGAGCAGUGUGAACAUUCUGCAGAAUAUCUUGUUUUGUGUUAAAUCAAAUCAAAUGUUUGGAAACAACAUGAGGCUGAGUAAAUGAUGACAGUUUUAAUUUUAAGGUGAACCACUCCUUUAAACAUUGCAAGAGUUUAGGGGAAGGGUUUUUUUAGCAUUUAUUUGAUGAAUUUAUGUAACACUUUCAGCUUAAUAAUUUCAGUUUGCUGUAAUCUUGUACAAUGUUCUGUUAGAUCAUCAUAUUGGCCGUGGAUCUAUCCUGCCCCCUAGUGUUUCAUGUCCUUCUGUACAUCGCAUCUCAACUCUAAGAACAGGAAAAUUGCAUUUUAUACCACUCUCUGAAAAUAUCCAUGUACAUUUGUAAUUGUAGAUUUUAGGAUAUUGAAUAUAAGCCAGCAAUGAUAGUCUGCGGCAUAAGUGUUAUAAUAAAAAAAAAAAAAUAAAUAAAUAAAAAAAAAGAUAUAGAUUUAUCACACCUUUUCCCCUCAUCUUCAUUGCUCUCUCUUUUUACAGGUGUUUUUAAGCGCUUUUUGUAACUCUUUCCUGUGUUUGGUCUCCAUAGUUCUACAUUGACUGCCUGUCCAUCAACACGUGUUUGCUGACCACAGUGUAAAUAAAUGUUUGUUAAUAAAAGUCUGCUUUUCAUCUACUGA